AUGUGGGAGCGCGCCGUCCCAGAGGAGGACAAGCACAAUCAGAAGCGAAAGCGAAUGCCGGCGACGCCGCCCGUGCCCGAAGAGGCCCUCGUCCUCGAGCUCGGCGCCACGCUCGAAGAGCUUCAGGCUGCCGCCGCCGCCGAGCAAGAGGACGGCGCUGACGCCAUGGGUGUGGCGCUUGCGGCGGCGAACGAGGCGGAUGCACAGGUGCUGCUGGCCGAGGAGGCGGUGGAGCGGGCGCUGGACGAGCUGGCAAAGGCGACGGACGAGGCGGCGACCCUGCGGGCCGAGGCGGAGCGCGUGGCCGGCAAGAUGAUUGCGAGUGCGGCCGCGCACGCGGCGGCGGCGGCGGCGAUCACUGUCUCGGUCGGCGACGACCCCCACCCCGGGUUCCGCGCCAAAUACGGCGCGCAGGCGCCGGAGAGGGAGGGGAAGAACCGCGCCGUCCCUCAGAGUGCCGCCAACCGGACCCCCAAAGCAGCGACGCCUCGCCACGGCUCGUGGGACAAGAUCCAGAGCCCGACAACGGGAAAGGCGCAGACGCGGAGCCGCAGCGGCGGGGCCGGCCGACCCGAGCAGCCGAUCCGAGCAGCCAAGGCGGGGGGCCGUGUCUUCGGGCGGGCUGGCGGGAGGGCCUGCGCGCACGCGCACGGGCAAGCCUCGGCAGGGCGCACGCCGGCGCAAGCGUCCCCCGGCGGCAAGAAGCCCGAGGUGGUUGGGCUUGGGCCGGCAUCGACGGUGGUCCGGGCGGCGGCCAAAGCGGCGGCCAGGGCGGGUGGGCGGCGGCCGGGGCGGCGGCCGGGCGCUCAGGGCGGCUCGCAGGGGCAGGGCGGCAGCGGGCUGCAGGAGGGGGACGGCGUCCAACACCGGUGA
Messenger RNA from Emiliania huxleyi CCMP1516, 873 nucleotides. RefSeq lists its product as hypothetical. The transcript is spliced from 3 exons. Bases 1 to 873 code for a protein of 290 amino acids. The record is from RefSeq and is a predicted model, not a curated record. NCBI's taxonomy places the organism in Eukaryota, Haptophyta, Isochrysidales, Noelaerhabdaceae.